GAGAGUGGCGAAACAAUUCGUUCAUUCAAAGUCGUGAGUAGAAAACUUAAAACUAAGAAUGAUGUCAUUAAGAAUUGUGGCAAUUUUAUUAUUUGGUGUCGUGAGUGUGUGUUCAACAAAGUUUGAUCAAGUGGAUCAAGAAAUAAGCACGAGCCAUCAUGUUUCAAUGUUUCUAGACAUUAUGGAGAAAGGCUUAAUUUACUCAUUAAGAAACUUCACUCAAACGGGAUAUCGUUCUGAUUUCUUCAAGAAUUUUAUUGAAACAAUUCCAGAAGAUCCAGAAGUGAUCUUAGCCAAAUUGGAAGAAAAUCCUGAAAAAUUUGUUCUUACGUGUACUGCCUGUCGCGUCUACGUCGCUUCUCUUCUUUCUGAUCGUCGUAACAACAAUGCAUCGCCUGAAGAACUUGCUGAUUCCGCAUUUGGAAUGUGUCGAAUUGUCACAGAUUUCUCCGAUGAAGUUUGUCGUGGCGUCAUCGACUUAAAUGUCGAGCCAAUGAUAUUUGUCGUUGAUUCCCGCCCAUCAUUGACAGCAACGCAAAUGUGUGGACUUGUUUUGCAAGGUGAUUGCGGUGCCCUCGAUCCAAUGUUUUCUUUCACAGUCAGUGUAAGUGCGGGUCCAGUAAUUAAUCAACCAAAAAGUGUCAGCACUCCAAGAGGUCCAAACGACUUAGUAAUCAUUCACGUCACUGACAUGCAUUACGAUGAAAACUAUCGUGAAGGGAACAACGCAAAUUGUAUCAAUCCAAUAUGUUGUCGUGUUCGUGAUGGAAUUCCAAGUAAUCCAAGUGAUGGUGGAGGCUUUUGGGGAGAUUACAGACACUGUGGAACACCUUGGAGGUCAGUUGAAAAUACUCUUCGUCGUAUAAGAAGUGCACAUCCACGUAUUGAUCUCGUUUACCACACUGGUGACAUGCGCGAUCAUGGAGUUUGGGAAACAUCAGUUGCUGCUACACAAAGAAUCACAGGUCGACUUUAUGACCUGUUCAGAGAAGUAUUUGGAAACAUUCCAGUUAUUCAUUCACUUGGAAAUCAUGAAGCCCAACCGGUUAAUCAAUUUGCACCUUCGACUGUCACUCGUCCAAGCUUAUCAGCAAGUUGGCUUUAUAAUUUCUCAGCUGAUACAUGGCUUCGACAUGGAUGGAUAAAUGCUGCAGCAGCUAGCACGAUUAGAUUUGGAGGCUACUACACGUUGUUAAUUCGUACGGGCUUCCGAGUAAUUGUAUUAAAUAAUAAUGAUUGUUACAAAUACAACUGGUGGGUGAUGUACAGUCGAAGUGAAAUUCAAGGUCAACUUCAGUGGCUUCACAAUACACUUUUGGCAGCUGAAGCAAGCAAUGAAAGGGUUCAUCUUCUCAUGCAUAUUCCAUCUGGUGGAAGCAGCUGCUUCAGACCUUGGUCGAUUCAAUUCCGUCGUAUUGUUGAUCGUUUUCAUAUGAUAAUUGGUGGUCAAUUCGUUGGACAUUCGCAUCGUGAUGAGUUUGAAGUUUUCUACGAUAGUGCUUCAGCUCAACAUGCAAUUAAUGUUGCGUGGAAUGGUGGAUCAACAACAGCGUAUAACAAUAUAAACCCUAAUUAUAAUCUUUACUUUGUUGAUCCAAUACAUUACCAAGUGAACGACAAAGAGUCGUACAUUUUCUCGAUUUCUGAAGCUAAUCGAACACCAAGUCAAUCACCACGUUGGUUCUUACAUUAUAAUUUCCGAACAGCUUUUGGUCUUAGUGAUUUCUCGCCAGCAUCGUUAGAUCGGUUAGCAUUCGAUUUAUCGAGAAAUCGAAACUUGUCAAGAAAUUACUGGGUGUUUAGAAAUAAAGCUGGUGAUCCCAUCAUGCAGCGUGGAUGUGAUGACAAUUGUUUAAGAAGUCAGGUGUGUCGAAUUGUUACAAACGAGUUUCAAGAGCUUCGACGAUGCAACCAAGUUUUGGCUGUUUUUGGAACAGUUGCCUAACAAAAUCUUUUUCAUUUAUUGAAUGAAACCAAAAUGUGCAUGAAAUAAAGCAGAAGUUUCAGAUUCAAGAAUUUAAUGAAGCAA
Molecule: messenger RNA, 2029 nt
Organism: Clunio marinus
Lineage: Eukaryota; Metazoa; Arthropoda; Insecta; Diptera; Chironomidae
Source: the annotation of a GenBank genome assembly